AUGGCCGAUCAGCGAAGGAACAAGGAUCUUUUCCACGAUGGUCUAGUGAAGCUCUUUAAAGAACAAUGGAACCCCGAUGUACUCUGUUUGGCUGGUGAGGAUGAUCACGAAGAUCCUAUCCCUGCCAAUAAAGUUAUUUUGGGAGCAAGAUCAGACGAACUCAGAGAGAUUUGUGACGGUGAUGAUAAUGAGAAGGCGACAAUCAUUCUCUACGGAAUGAACCAUGAAGCGUUAGAGGUUUUUAUUGAGUUCAUGUACGUUGGAAACUCCAUACAGUACUCCGAGAAGUUGAAGAAGCACGCAAGGUCGUUGUAUUUUGCAGCUGAUUUGUACAGCAUCCCUUUAUUACGAGACCUAUGUAGAAACCAACUUAUUUCUUCACUUAACAUGGGGAAUGCUCUUGACUUUUUGGAACUCUCCAAAGACGAUCCUCGUGAGAAAACCCUUCACUACAAAGCUUGGUGUUAUGUCAUAGAUCACAUGAAAGUGAUUGUUUUUACUCCAGAGUUUACUUCGUUCGUGAUGAGGAACACAAGUCUAGCCGUGGAGUUAUUUAGGUUUUUGUUGAUUGAUUGUCUUUCAAUAAACAAAGCUAUGGCAAAUCAAACAAACGUAGAACUUUUCACCCAUGGACUAGUGAAAGUUCUCAAAGAACAAUGGAAGGUCGAUGUAUGGCUCAAGUCCGGCCACACCAAUGAUGAUAACGAAAUCAUCGCCGCCCACAAAUUUAUUCUGGCAGCAAGAUCAAAGGUGUUCGCGACCAUGUUUGAAUCCGACAAAAUCAAGAGCUGGAUCGUUGACGAGACAAUCUCUCUCUCCGAUCUUAAACAUGAUGAGCUAGAGGUUUUUGUCGAGUUUUGUUACGCAGGGGAGUGCAUGCCUCCCGAGAAGCUAAAGAAACAUGCAAUGUCCUUGUACCGAGCAGCUGACAAAUACGAGAUUCCUUAUUUAAGGGAUCUAUGUAGAAAUCAGAUUAUGUCGUCUAUAAACGCUUCAAACGCUUUUGAAAUUCUAGAGCUCUCAAGAGUACCUCUCGAUGAAACACUCCGAGACUUUGCUAACAAUUAUAUCGCGUUUCAGUCGAGUGUGGGUUUUCCGUUAGAUAGGUUUAGGACUUUUAUGGAUCGAGAUAAGUAA
Molecule: messenger RNA, 1137 nt
Organism: Eruca vesicaria subsp. sativa (arugula)
Lineage: Eukaryota; Viridiplantae; Streptophyta; Magnoliopsida; Brassicales; Brassicaceae
Source: the annotation of a GenBank genome assembly